AUGCACAAUGCUGGUAUUUCUGUUUGCUACAAGACUGUUGACAACUAUAAAAAAAAAAUAGCUAAUGUGCACCCAGAAAAUAUUUGUAAAUAUUUUACUAAAAAUAAUAACAGCUUUUAUGUGUACAAUCUUGAUGACUACCAUAACAUACAUGAAAAAAGAUGCCCAGACACUGUGUUUCUUUCAACUGCGGCCCAUUUUGCAACAUGUAUCAGCAAAGAAGUCUCUAAAUGUGCUCCAAUUCCAAUAGACCACAAUGGUCUUUGUGAUGAUUGCCAUAAGAAUUUAGACGAAAGUGGUAGUGGCACUGUAUUGAUUUGUGGUCAUGGUUUUCAUUGGCAUUGCUAUGGUGCCGACACAUUUAGUGAUGAUGAUGGAAUUGAAGAAGUAGAAGAAUCUCAAGAAGAUUCAGAAGAUAAUAUAGAAAUAGAAGAACAUUCACAAGAAAAACAUGAAGUUGUAUCUAAUUUACAAAAUGCAUUAGAUGAUAUAGAUAAAUG
Messenger RNA from Entrophospora candida, 500 nucleotides. The record is from the annotation of a GenBank genome assembly. Lineage: Eukaryota; Fungi; Glomeromycota; Glomeromycetes; Entrophosporales; Entrophosporaceae.